UUACCAUUUUAAUUAGUAGUACAAUUUCAAUGAAAAUCUACAGCUAAUAGUUGAUGAGAUAAAAGUGUAGGAACUGUGAAAGGAACCAAAGUAGUGAUAGAAUAUGGGGAUCGAAGUUGUAGUUCAAGCAAUUAUUAUACAAUAAAUAUAAAUAUGAAAGAAGAUUUUUUUUUCUCCUUUUUUUUUUUUUUUUGGGAGAGCUGUAGCACGUUAGCUUGCUUUUUCAUCCUACUCAUAGCAUGUAAUAAAAGUGAGUAGAAAUUUGGAAAGUCAAAGAGAGUUGAAAGUCUGGUGGCAGCAGCAGCCCUAUAAAAAUGGAUAGGGAAGAGAGCAAUGAGGUGUGGGAGGCGUUGGCAUAAGCGAAGAGACGGAAGGAAAGAAAAGUUGGAAACACGAUGGCCAUAGGUUGCGGCUCAAAAGGGAGUAAUCUGAAGAAUGGUGUCAUAGCAUUACUGGUUCCGCUUCCCUCCAUUCUGUUUUACCUCUGUUUCCUCAGCAACUGUGGUGACGGUAAUUGUAGCGGUAGUGGUCUCUGGAAAUGGUGCUAUCACCAUCCUCUUUUGUUGGUGAAUGCACUCUUCUUUCUCAAUGUCAACCUUGUCUUCUGGCUCAUCAGCCAUGUCCUGUCCAGUCACUGGAUGAUCGACCUGUACUGGACUUUGAUACCCGUGAUGCUGGUUCACUAUUUUGCUUCUCACCCUUUAGCUGAGUAUAAUGAGUUGAGGUCGUGGGCGGCAGUUGCUUUGACUUGGAUAUGGAGCAUAAGGCUUUCCCACAACUACUUGAGGCGGGAGGGAUGGCAGUUGGGAGCCAGAGAGGACUGGAGGUUCACAGAUAUGCGGCGACAGUACGGAAAGAAUUGGUGGUGGGUUUCUUUCUUCGCCGUCUACCUUUCACAGCAGGUAUUUCUGAUGGGCGUAUGCCUGCCUCUGUACGUUGUCCACUCAGUCGAGGAAGGAUUGAAGUUGUGGGAUUUGGUAGCUAUCUUUGUGUGUGGUUCUGGAAUUGGGAUGGCCUACUUUGCGGACACCCAGCUGCAUGAAUUCGUGAGCAGGAACAGGAAGCUGAAAAUAAGUGGAAAAUCGAUGGUGCCCAAUCUUCAGGAGGGAUUGUGGCGUUACUGUCGACACCCAAACUACUUUGGAGAGCAGUUGUGGUGGUGGGGGCUUGGGAUAUUGGGUUGGGGUUUAGGUCAGGGAUGGUGCCUUGCAGGAUCGCUGCUCAACACUAUGUGCUUAGCUUAUGUAACCAAAUUGGUUGAAGACCGAAUGGUGAAGCAACACUACAGAGCAGAAGCUUACAGGCAAUAUCAGAAGACUACAUCAGUGUGGAUACCUUGGUUCAGGACAUCACUUCAUCACAAGGAAUAGAAUAUGCGACUUCACUUGUACCCUUUUUUUCCCAAUGAAUUGUCAAUUGUGGAUGCAUUGAGCUGUGUUGUUUUAUGUUAUCUCGUUGUAAUUGUAACCCUUUCUCACGUGAAUUAUAACAAAGAGUAAGGUUUUAUCCGUUGUCUAUUAUAUCAAUAAAACCACUUUUGUCUUGUUUUCUUCGAUUGCUCUCUCU
Messenger RNA from Benincasa hispida (wax gourd), 1566 nucleotides. Its product is annotated as 3-oxo-5-alpha-steroid 4-dehydrogenase (DUF1295). Gene Ontology annotation, cellular component: membrane. Lineage: Eukaryota; Viridiplantae; Streptophyta; Magnoliopsida; Cucurbitales; Cucurbitaceae. The record is from RefSeq and is a predicted model, not a curated record.